This is a messenger RNA of Drosophila ficusphila, 4569 nucleotides long. RefSeq names its product dorsal-ventral patterning protein Sog (gene sog). The record is from RefSeq and is a predicted model, not a curated record. Gene Ontology annotation, biological process: multicellular organism development. Gene Ontology annotation, molecular function: protein binding. Bases 787 to 3969 code for a protein of 1060 amino acids. The transcript has 6 exons. Lineage: Eukaryota; Metazoa; Arthropoda; Insecta; Diptera; Drosophilidae.
GGCUUGUUGGUAGUUUAUUUAUUCAACCGCCCGAUACCGUGUGGACAUUAUUUUACCAAGCGUUCGCAACCGCACAACAACACGGAGAGCGAAAGAGAGAGGGCUAGAGACCUAGAGACAGAGAGCUAGAGAGCGCUACGAUCCAAAAUCCAUAUAGACACGGCGGUUCGCACCGCCAGCUAUCUAGUAGAUAAAAAGUCGCCGAGAACGCCGAACCGCUAACGCAAACGCCAAACGCUAAAAGCCAAAAACUCGCGUUGCCGUUGUCGUAAUCCCCAUCCGAGAUCGACUCUAUUUUCCAGAGCAUACAAUAUAUAUACACACCACAGCCGAUCCAUAUAUACAUAUAGUGGUGUUAUAGCAAGCCAAACAAGCAAACAAAAAAAUAUCUGAAAAUAAUAAUAGAAGUAAAGAAAACAAGUCUCGAAACUGAAAACGAAAAACGCAAAUUUAUGCAGCCGCUAAAUAUAAAAACAAAACAGCGAAUAAAAAACAAACAGCAAAUAGAAUAAAUCCAAUAAAUCGGCGCGCGAAACUCGCGUGUGUUAUCUAAUCUGCAAGAGAAGUACAAGAAUCGGAAUCGGAAUCGGAAUCGGUUCUAUACUAUAUCUAUAUCCAUUGAGUGUGUGUUUGUGUGCGUUGCGACCUUUGUUUUUAUAUAUUUUUUGUUAUUGUUCAUAACUGUGUGAAACGUGCUUUCCAAGCCGCUCAUUUUUGAAAUACUACAAAAGAAAUCAAUCGAAGAAGUCCAAAAAAAGCUAAAAGUAAAAGAUAAAGAUAAAGAAAAUGGCCAGCAAGCAAAGGAAAUCAAUCGGAAUCGAGUGGGCCACGGCCACCGGCACAGUACCGCUCCUGGAAAGGAGUUGCAGCCACAACGACACUGAGGACACCACCACCACAAGCACCACCGCCGCCACCACAAGCACCACCCCCACCCACAAUUGCAGAAGCCGGGAAAGCUGGGAGAACAACAACAAGAAGAGCGGAGCCGCCAGCCCGGUGAUCCGCCACCUGCGACACCUGCUCAUCGCCGGACUGAUAAUCGUGUGCUUGGUGGGCGGGACGGAGGGCCGCCGGCAUGCGCCGCUCAUGUUCGAGGAGUCCGACACGGGCAGGCGGUCCAAUCGACCAGCGGUCACCGAAUGUCAGUUUGGCAAAGUUCUUCGAGAGUUGGGUUCGACCUGGUAUGCGGACUUGGGUCCACCCUUCGGCGUUAUGUACUGCAUCAAAUGUGAAUGCGUGGCGAUACCCAAGAAGCGCCGCAUCGUUGCACGCGUCCAGUGUCGCAAUAUUAAGAACGAGUGUCCGCCGGCCAAAUGCGAUGAUCCCAUCUCGCUGCCCGGAAAAUGCUGCAAAACUUGUCCCGGCGAUCGGAACGAUACGGAUGUGGCCUUGGAUGUGCCAGUGCCCAAUGAAGAGGAGGAGCGCAACAUGAAACAUUACGCUGCGCUGCUGACGGGCCGCACUUCCUACUUCCUGAAGGGCGAGGAGAUGAAGUCCAUGUACACCACCUACAAUCCGCACAACGUGGUGGCCACCGCCCGCUUUCUGUUCCACAAGAAGAACCUCUACUACUCCUUCUACACCUCCUCGCGCAUCGGUCGUCCUCGGGCCAUUCAGUUCGUGGACGAUGCCGGCGUUAUCCUGGAGGAGCACCAACUGGAGACCACACUGGCCGGCACCCUCAGUGUCUAUCAGAAUGCCACGGGCAAGAUCUGCGGAGUGUGGCGACGGGUUCCCCGGGACUACAAGCGAAUCCUCCGGGACGAUCGCCUCCAUGUGGUGCUCCUCUGGGGCAACAAACAGCAGUCGGAGCUCGCUCUCGCCGGAAAGGUGGCCAAGUACACGGCUCUCCAGACGGAGCUGUUCAGUUCCCUGCUGGAGGCACCACAAACCGAUGGCAAACCGAUGGAUUCCCAGUUGGCCGGAGCUGGUGGCACAGCCAUUGUUUCCACCAGCAGUGGAGCAGCCUCCUCGAUGCAUCUCACCCUGGUGUUCAACGGAGUCUUCGGAGCAGAGGAGUUCGCAGAUGCCGCUCUGAGUGUGAGGAUCGAGUUGCCGGAGCGGAAGGAGGUGAUCUUCGAUGAGAUUCCGCGGGUGCGAAAACCCUCGGCGGAGAUCAACGUCCUGGAGCUCUCCUCACCCAUUUCCAUUCAGAAUCUCCGGUUGAUGUCGCGCGGCAAACUCCUGCUGAUCGUGGAGUCCAAGAAGUACCCGAAUCUCCGCAUCCAGGGACACAUUGUCACCCGCGCCAGUUGCGAGAUCUUCCAGACGCUCCUCGCUCCCCACAGCGCCGAGUCCGCCACCAAGAGCAGUGGCCUGGCCUGGGUCUACCUGAACACCGAUGGUUCUUUGGCUUACAAUAUCGAAACGGAGCAUGUGAACACCCGGGACAGACCGAACAUCAGUCUGAUCGAGGAGCAGGGCAAGAGGAAGGCCAAGCUGGAGGAUCUCACGCCCAGUUUCAACUUCAAUCAGGCCAUCGGCAAUGUGGAGAAGCUGGGACCCAAGGUACUGGAGUCGCUGUACGCCGGUGAGCUGGGCGUGAACGUGGCCACCGAGCACGAGAGCAGCCUGAUCCGCGGCAGACUGGUGCCCCGUCCAGUGGCGGAUGCCAGGGACUCGGCGGAGCCCAUUCUGCUGAAGCGACAGGAGCAGUCGGAGGCACAGAAUCCGCAUGCCGUGGGCAUGGCCUGGAUGUCCAUCGACAACGAGUGCAAUCUGCACUACGAGGUGACCCUCAACGGAGUGCCCGCCCAGGACCUGCAGCUCUAUUUGGAGGAGAAGCCCAUCGAGGCGAUCGGAGCACCGGUGACCAGGAAACUGCUCGAGGAAUUCAAUGGCUCCUACCUGGAGGGCUUCUUCCUGAGCAUGCCCUCCGCCGAGCUGAUCAAGCUGGAGAUGAGUGUCUGCUACCUGGAGGUGCACUCCAAGCACUCCAAGCAGCUCCUGCUGCGCGGCAAGCUGAAGAGCACCAAGGUGCCGGGUCACUGCUUCCCCGUUUACACGGACAACAAUGUCCCGGUGCCGGGGGAUCACAACGACAACCACUUGGUCACCGGCGAGACGAAGUGCUUCCACUCGGGCCGCUUCUACAACGAGUCGGAGCAGUGGCGGAGUGCCCAGGAUGCCUGCCAGAUGUGCGCCUGUCUCCGCGGCCAGUCCAGCUGCGAGGUGAUCAAGUGUCCCGCCCUCAAGUGCAAGCCGGGAACGGAGCAGCUGCUCCAGCGGGAGGGCGAGUGCUGUCCGAGUUGCGUGGCCAAGGGCUCCAAGGACCCCGCCGACUGGCAGCCGCAGUCCUCGCCGGCCGUCAAUGCCACGGAUUUGUUGCAGCAGCGACGUGGCUGCCGCCUGGGCGAGCAGUUCCAUGCCGCCGGCGCCAGCUGGCAUCCCUUCCUGCCGCCGAACGGCUUCGACACCUGCACCACCUGCAGCUGCGAUCCGCUCACCCUGGAGAUCCGGUGCCCCCGCCUGGUCUGCCCGCCGCUGCAGUGCAGCGAGAAGCUGGCCUACCGACCCGACAAGAAGGCCUGCUGCAAGGUGUGUCCGGAGGGCAAACAGAGCUCCACGGCGAGCGGCAAGCAGACGCCGAACAACCCGAACGUGCUGCAGGAUCAGGCCAUGCAGCGAUCGCCCAGCCACACGGCCGAGGAGGUCCUGGCCAGCGGCGGCUGCAAGGUGGUCAACAAGGUGUACGAGAACGGGCAGGAGUGGCACCCCAUCCUCAUGUCCCACGGCGAGCAGAAGUGCAUCAAGUGCCGCUGCAAGGACUCCAAGGUGAACUGCGACCGCAAGCGCUGCUCCCGCUCGACGUGCCAGCAGCAGACGCGGGUGACCAGCAAGCGGCGGCUGUUCGAGAAGCCGGACGCAGCGGCUCCGGCCAUCGACGAGUGCUGCUCCACCCAGUGCCGCCGGUCGAGGCGCCACCACAAGAGGCAGCCGCACCACCAGCAGCGAUCCACCAGCUGAGCGGUUACCGAAUGAAGAGGAUUGAUAAGCAGGAUCCACUGAGAUCCACGAUCCACGAUCCACGAUCCACGAUCCACAUGGGGAACACCACUCAAUCACUCAGUGCGAAGUGCACCACCGCCCACCACCCACUCACAACCAGAGCGACACACUCACAGCGACACCAGCACCACCACCACCCACAUCACCCACACAAACGAACAUACACACACACACACACACACACUUGUGCAAGCGGUUGCACAGAUCGUUGUUGUUAUGUGGCAGCAAUGAAAACUUGUAUUAUAUAUUUGAGAACACGACGAGGAGAAAGGAGAAUUCUCUCAAGAGAAAGAGGAGAAUCGAAAAGUAGAUGGAGAAAGUAGAGAGAGUAGAGAGGGAUAGUGAGAUAGAGAGUUAGUGAGAUCCUUGGAAAAGGACUUUAAAACCAGUGCAGUUUGCUUUAAAUUCUCCAGCGCAGAAUUUUCUAUAGAAAGCAUUUUCUGAAUUUCUUUUCCCCACCCCGCAUCCCCAUUAAUACCACCAAAAACAAAAAAAAAAAAAACAUUAAAAUUAAAUUUUAAUUUAUUAAACAAGAAAAAAACAACCAUAAAAAGCACA